This is a messenger RNA of Blastomyces gilchristii SLH14081, 1128 nucleotides long. Its product is annotated as methyltransferase small domain-containing protein. The coding region runs from base 100 to 960 and encodes 286 amino acids. Gene Ontology annotation, molecular function: S-adenosylmethionine-dependent methyltransferase activity. The transcript has 4 exons. The record is from RefSeq and is a predicted model, not a curated record. NCBI's taxonomy places the organism in Eukaryota, Fungi, Ascomycota, Eurotiomycetes, Onygenales, Ajellomycetaceae.
AACAAGUUCUUAUGCGACGCCACAGAUCUGCGGGAAUGACUGUUUCCCCCCUCCCCGCGGGAUGAAUCGCGCAGUGAUAAUGUGGGGUUCAUGUAGCACAUGGCUGGUAGUAUCAUAUUGGCCUCUCAAGCUGAACCAGGCAAUGACCAAUACUUCGAUUUCCAUACCCCCGAUAGCUACGGCAAGAAAGGGAAACAGAUUCAGUAUAUGGAUACGAUCGAUGCGUAUGAUCGGUGGGCUGAGGUCUACGACACAGAUGGAAACUUCCUCCAAGCCCUAGACACGCUCGAGAUGCAAUCACUCCUCCCGAGAUUCCAUUCGCUGCUCGAAACAAAUAAGAACGGGAAUAAUGAUGACGUUGGACCCAAACUCAUCGAUCUUGGCUGUGGCACGGGUCGGAACACCGUCCCGCUCACCCGGACCGCCAGAGCCACGGCCAUGAUCGUGGGGUUGGAACCGUCGAGCAAGAUGCUUCAGACUGCUCGGGACAGGGUAUCCAAAUUUCUUGGAACCAAGAGUACGGAGAGCUUCGCAUCCACAGCGGUAGAAGCAACCGAGGAACAAGGAGCUGGAGGAGUGUUGUCAGCCGCCAUCGGGAAUGCGGACGGCGUCAUAUCAACUCUUGUGAUGGAACAUGUACCGCUGGACCAAUUCUUCGGUGCCGCAGCUGGAAUGCUGAAGAGAGGUGGCGUGCUGCUGGUGACAAAUAUGCAUUCGGAAAUGGGGUCGAUUAGUCAGGCAGGAUUUGUGGACCCGAACACUGGGGUUAAGAUUCGCCCGACGAGCUAUACACAUACAGUUGAGGAGAUGGUUGAGGCUGCAGAGAAGGUUGGAUUUGAAGUUUUGGGUGACAUUAAGGAGGUGAGAAUUGAUGAGGACUUGGCGGGGAAGUUGGGUAAGAGGGCGAGGAAGUGGUAUGGGGUGUUGGUGUGGUAUGGGGGAAAUUUUAGGAAGAAGUGAAUAGCUAUGUAUGUAGUUUUGUGGUGAACAAGAGAGUUGGAUUGUAGAAGAGUGUUAAGGGAAGGAGGGCGAAUAUAACUAGUAUGAUACUUUUCAUGCGUGCUUAAAGAGUUGAGGGGCAAUAGCGGUUGGAAGUUGCCAAUAUUCUCCUAUUGAUAUCGUAGUGAC